AUGGAAUACACAUAGUCCACUCUGUUUGAAUUUGGUGAGCUUACCGAUUCAAACCACAGACAAAAACAACUCAAGUGGGUGCACCUCGAGCGAACAUGUCAAAACAGAAGCCACCGUCCAUUCCCCCGUUCGGCGGCCAGCUGUCAAACUCGUACGUUCCACCACAGAAUCGAAAAGAAAAACAUUGCACUACUAGCUGGCUGUGAAUCGCAUCGCACACGUUCGACCAAAGCACAGAGCGAGCAAACCCCGCGAAUGUGAACCAAUUUCAUGGCAAAUUAGCAAAACAAACACAGUGUCGAGCGCGCGAGGAUCGGGAAGGAUGCUGUCGUCCAGGUUGCUGCCACUGUUGCUGCUGGUGUCCGCCAGCAUCUGUUACCACAACACCGAGGCCAGUACGCACUGGUUGCUGAACACCAAUGGUCAAAUCAUACCGCAGCUCACCUCGCCCUUCUACCUGCGCCGCUCGUACGAUCUGAUCGCGUUCCUCAAUCAGAAUGUGUACAAGCAGAAAAUAGAUCUGAUCAUCGCGGAGCUGCUGCAAAUCAAGUCGAAUCUCACCGCCAAGAUGAACAACUUGGACGCGUACACGAACGAGCUGACGAACAAGAUCGGCUGCAUUCCGAACUUUUACCUGGACGAGUCGGACAUCCUGAGCACGAUCAUCAACAUGAACUACAUCAACCGGAUCACGGUGCCGGACAAGACGUCGACGACGACGGUGUCCGCCAGCGUAGGAAACUCCCGUGCCGUAGCGUCCAAGGGCAAGAACCCGUCGCCCAAGUGCGCCGACUACCUGAAGCUGGACUUUAGCGUGGCCAGCUUCGACCAUCUGGACGGACUGCACAACCGAACCCAGCUCAAGAUGGCCCCGGAAGACAUGUUCAAGUCGCUCGAGUACUACAUCCCCUCCGUCAAGUCGCCCCAAGCGCUAGCCGACGAUCUGCGCAAGCAUCCGACCUCCUGGAAGUACCACACGAUAGCUUCCUACUACUGGCGCAAAAAGGGCAACGCCCGCGAGGCGAUCGAAUGUGCCCGCCGAGCGGUCAUCCUAGCCCCCCGCAAACACAAGGACAUCCCGCUGCUCAGCAUGGGCACCAUUCUGCAGCGAUCCCAGUACCUGAACGACUCGCUCGUGGUUCUGCGGGCCGCCGUCGACCACGAGCCGAGCGAGCCCGAGAACCAGAUGGCCCUCGGCAACACGUACAUGCUGCUGUCCGAGUUUAACCGGUCCUUCGAGGCGUACAAGGCGGCCGAAAGUUUGGACUCGGUGUACUCGGAGCACAACGACUACAUCAAGAAGUCGAUCAACUGCUUCAAGGAUCUCAAGAUCAACCUGCUGACGAUGGAGAGACUUCUCCAGGACAUCAUUCCGGGCCUGGAACGGUACGGUUCGCUUCAGAAGGAGUUUGACGAGUACCACGAAAAGCUCGACCGGGAGCAGGCUCCCCUCAAAACUCGCGUGUUCGACGAGGCGUACAGCAAGCAGGUGGACUUUCUGAUCCAGCGCAGCCAAAUCUGCACGACGCGCAUGACCAAGGAGAAGAGCGAACCGAUCCUGUCCUGCGACUUCAUCUCCGACGUCCAGAUGCUGAUGGAGGACUUUGCCGUGGAGAUACUCAACAAUUACGUCGACCUGAAGAAGGAGCUGAUCAACACGUACAAAAUAAAUUCGCUCGGAAUUUACAAGAAGAUCUUCGUGGAGCAUUUCUGAGAGUCACUCUCUCCCUCCUUAACGGACUUUCGUUUUUAAUUAAGUGUCUCCACCUUCCGCAACGGAAAUGAGGUGGGUUUUUUGUACAAAUAAAGAAGAUUUUAACAUUUGAAGCACAA
This is a messenger RNA of Culex pipiens pallens (northern house mosquito), 1833 nucleotides long. Its product is annotated as tetratricopeptide repeat protein 17. The transcript is spliced from 4 exons. Gene Ontology annotation, cellular component: cytoplasm; actin cytoskeleton. Gene Ontology annotation, biological process: actin filament polymerization. Gene Ontology annotation, molecular function: protein binding. NCBI's taxonomy places the organism in Eukaryota, Metazoa, Arthropoda, Insecta, Diptera, Culicidae. The record is from RefSeq and is a predicted model, not a curated record. Bases 323 to 1714 code for a protein of 463 amino acids.